Ciona intestinalis (vase tunicate) is the source of this 1056-nucleotide messenger RNA. The record is from RefSeq and is a predicted model, not a curated record. NCBI's taxonomy places the organism in Eukaryota, Metazoa, Chordata, Ascidiacea, Phlebobranchia, Cionidae.
CUUCUCUAUUGCAAGUAAAACAUAACCUAUGUGUUUGUGAGUUAUCAACGUAGUAUAACAUGGAAAGCAUAAAUAAUGAAAACUCAAGUGAAACACAAAAUAACGAAAAGUUGAUUUACAAUGUUGACAAAGUUAACAAUGAUUGUGACGCAACGAAACACGAUUGUGACGUAAAUGAGAGGCAUUGUUGUGGUGUAGGUGAGGAUUUAAGUCUCGGUUCUAUUUUCGUGACUUCCGCUUCAAAAUAUCAACCAAUCAGCAACGACGAAGAUGAAUCUCAUAUCCAAUCAAAAUCCGUUUCGUCAGAAAAAGUUUAUUUUGAGUUGGAAAAUUAUAAACCAUUGUGGGAGAAUGUGGAAUAUCUUCAACAUGAAGAAUCUACCGUCGACUUAUUCCCAGAUUCCGAUGAAAUGUGCAGUUCACCAACAUUCUUACAAUCUAUAUCAAAUGAAACUUAUUUGAGAACUUUAGCCGGUACACUUGCAACACUGGAUAAGGAGCCAUGCGAUGAAUUGAACCCACAUACGGAUCAGCAUUCAAUCUUUAAUUUCCACAAACCUAUCCAAGAUACCGAUUAUCAACUGCAAGAAAACGAAAUCGACGAACAAACAUUCAAUUCGCAGAAACGCAAACCCCGUUUAACAAGAAAACACCGAAUGAAAUCACGAACACGAAGAAGGCAACAAAAAAUGUUGGAUUAUAAAAUGGAACCUAAGCGAGCAUCAGCCAGUGUACGUGAAAGACGGCGAAUGUUAAACAUAAAUACAGCCUUCGAAUCUUUGCGAAGUAAAGUGCCAACGUUUCCAUACGAAAAACGUUUGUCAAAGAUUGACACUCUUCGAUUAGCUAUUGCUUAUAUUGCGUUGCUUCGUGAGGUACUAGCCUCCGGAGAAAAUCCGCACGAAUUCGUGGCGUCUUGUUUAGAAGGCAGACGAGAAAUGACUGGUGCAUGGAACACAAGCGAUCUUAUAACAAGACUUUGUUGGAUAAAAUGGGAUUAAAAUGCAAGAAGCAAUUCAUCGUAAUAUCUUCCAAUUUACCGAAGAAGGGGUGGUG